AUGGGUUGCUGUUUGGGCACCGCCAGGACCCCAAAACCAGUCCCACCACACCCCAACAAUGGCCCCAACCCCCGCCACCACCACCCCCAUCCCCACUACCACGCCAAGAAACCCAACUCUCUGACCCAAACCCAUGUCGAAAAACCCGAAACCAGAUCCCCACCACCACCGCUGGUUGUGGAAGAAGAGUCUGUGAAAGAGGUCCUCUCCGAAACCCCAAUUUCCAAGCCAACACAAAACCCAGAAAUUCCCCCGGAGAAAAACACCCUUUCGCCUCCGAAAGAAGAACCAGAUUUCGUGGAAGAAGAACCCAAAUUGCAAGCUGAGCCGCCGCCCCCGCCCAAAGAGGCGGCGGUUUCCGAGGCUUCUCAGCUUUCAGAGCCGUGUGGGAUCAGCGAGAGCUACUCGUACUCAACGACGACCACCACCACUACUAUAGCAGAUGCCAGAGAAGACGAAGCUACCAGUAAUCGGAAGCGGGAAUUGGGCCCCAGAGCAAAUGGGUCUUCUGGGCCGGUGGUGCGACGGAAGCGUCCUUACUCCGGCGAGGUUGCUAGCCAGAGAGAGAGAGGGCCCAAGCCGCCGAGGAGGACGCCGGAGCCGGCGGCUGGGAAGAGGAACCGGACGGAGACGACGUCGUUCCGGGGACGGGAAUCGGGUCAGCUGAGGACCAUGCAGCGGAGUGGUGCGGUUCCUACUGGAGUGAGGCGUGAAACGGUGUCGUCCAGGUCGAGGUCACCGGCUACCCGGAAUGCGGGUGGAGUGAAUCGAGCGGGUAGAGGAAAGAGCCCCGCGAAGGUGACCGGACGAGCCGGUGGCAGUUCUUCCUCGGUGGGUGUAGAGGAGAGUGAGAAGAAGGGUAACAACGAGCCUAAAGAGGAAGUACUGUUGGCCGGAAAAAAGGAGCCUGAAGAGGAGCAACGAAACGACGGCGUUUCACAGCCGCAGCAGGGGAAGGAGUCCCUUGACAACCCUCUGGUUUCGUUAGAGUGCUUCAUCUUUGUCUAG
Rosa rugosa (rugosa rose) is the source of this 1008-nucleotide messenger RNA. RefSeq lists its product as uncharacterized. The transcript has a single exon. NCBI's taxonomy places the organism in Eukaryota, Viridiplantae, Streptophyta, Magnoliopsida, Rosales, Rosaceae. Bases 1 to 1008 code for a protein of 335 amino acids. The record is from RefSeq and is a predicted model, not a curated record.